This is a messenger RNA of Protopterus annectens (West African lungfish), 2968 nucleotides long. Its product is annotated as CD2-associated protein-like. The record is from RefSeq and is a predicted model, not a curated record. Lineage: Eukaryota; Metazoa; Chordata; Ceratodontiformes; Protopteridae. The transcript is spliced from 16 exons. Gene Ontology annotation, molecular function: protein binding. Bases 161 to 1630 code for a protein of 489 amino acids.
UAGGAACUUCUGCCUUGAGAUACAUAAACCAGGAAGAAACGUUUUGCUGUCAGAGUUUCUAGUGCAUUGCCGUUUGCACAAUCCAGCACUUGUUAUUUUAAGUUUGGGAAACAGAUACUUGUGGAUAUUUGGAUUCAGUACAAAAUUAGUAGACCUGAAAAUGGCAGAUGUUAUUGUGGUGGUUGAUUUUGAAGGACAGCUUGGAGAUGAACUCACAGUCAAGGCAGGUGACAUCAUUAAGAAUGUAAAACCAUCUGGGGAGUCAGGAUGGCUUUUCGGAGAGCUGAAUGGAAAGAAAGGAUGCUUCCCCAGACAUUUUGUUCAGGAGAUCCCUGCUUCAUUUUCAUGCGGGCUCAACAGAAACCCAAGGUCACUACGUAAAUCCAGCUUGGUCAAAAAGAAGAAGCAGCGAUGGUGUGAAGCACAGUUUCUUUAUACACCUACAAAGGGCGAUGAACUAGAAAUAAAAGUUGGAGACAUUAUUGAAGUCUUGCAAGAGAUUGAAGAUGGCUGGUGGCUGGGGAAACUGAAUGAUGUCACUGGAGCAUUUCCAUCCAACUUUGUCAAGGAGCUCUCUUCAGAUAAAAUACCUGUGACUCUGAACCAUGGACACGCACCCAUUAACAGUACACCAAAGCAAAGGCAACAGCCUUCUGAAACAGCACCUGACAUCAUUAAGGACAGUGAUAAGUCAAACCUUUCACCAGGCUCCACAGAAAAUGGUGAUACUCAAGGAGUCAAAGAAUACUGCAAGGCAAUGUUCGAUUUUGGAGCUUCUGCAGAUGAUGAACUUGACUUGAAGAAAGGCGAUACUAUCUUAGUUAUUAAUAAGGUCACAGAAGAUGAGGGCUGGUGGGAAGGAGAAAAGGAUGGCAAGAGAGGAUUUUUUCCUGAUAAUUUUGUAAUAUUGCUUACGUCUGAAGCCAAUGCUAGUACAAAACCAUUACCUCCUAGGACACUAUCCAUAAAGAAAACAGAGGAGUCAAAUGAGCAGAAGAAAGAGCAGUCACCAAAAUCAUCUGUUCAGCCUGCAAAGAAACCUCCCCCUCCACCUGGCAAAAGCAAACUGAUUCAAAGCUUGUCAUUCAAACAUAAUGGGGAAUUGCAUCCAAUAGUCCCUAAACCAACAGUAACAGAACCAGCAAAGGACAGGCAUAAUGAGACAGAAGUGGAUGGCCUAGACUGUGUGCAGGUAUCCAGUGAGAAGCUGAGUCACCCCACUGCUAAUAGGCCAAAACCUCAAGGAAGGCGACCACCAACCAAUCUACAUAGCCCUCCACCUGUUGCAGAGAAAUCAGCUGCAGCUCCUUUCACAGUAAAGGGUAUAGGUGCACAGGUUUUGCCACCUUUGCUAUCUCCAACAUCCAAAAAAGCAGGAUGUCCUGUUAAACGCACUCCAUCUAAUAUCAUUGCCGAGGCCAAACCAAAAUCUGAGACAGAAACUACAGACAAAACGCUACUGGAAGAACUGAAGGCUGAGAUUCAGGAAAUGAAAUUUGCACUAGAGCUUGUAAAGAACCAACAUCAGAAAGAUGUUGCUGAACUGAAACAUGAAAUCACAGAAGAAAGGACAAAAAGAAUGUCUUUGCAGGCUGAAGUGGAAAAAAUAAGAAAACUUCUUCCAUCAUAAGAGUAUGUCCCUGUUUGUGGAAGAGCUUGAAACUGCCCAGCUUUAAAGAACUGUACAGUAUAUUUUGCAUUCUGAAUAAGAUCUGCCUGUUUAAUACAUAUGCAUUUACAUAAUUAAACUAAAACACUUUAAGGUUUCCAAUGUUUUAACAUACCUUUAUAAAGCUGGACUUAUGACAAGGUAUUUUUUGCAGGGAGAUAUAGAAAUUUAUUAUUAGUUUAUUUGUAUGAGCAUUUAAUAUUAGCAAUGUAAAAGGGAACUGGGUUUACAUUUAUUUGUUUCUGUGAUGUUCUAUGUCUAAAAGCUUUUAUGAACCAAUUACAAGGGGUGGCUAACAUAAAAGAUGCUGCUUUAGCAUGAUUAUGAGAAAAAAGUACUAACACUGUACUAAAUGCUGAAAACCAAGUAGCUGUGAACUGUAUCGAUCAGCAGCACUCAGAAGCCCAAUGCACUCUAUCUGAACUGCAGAAUAAAUUGUCCCCCUACAGAAAUAUUUAAAUAAUUUGAGCCCCCACUUUGAACUGUAGAUGGAACUUUCUCAGACUGACUUGACGAGGAAAAAUAGGCUGUGACAGACUGAUUCUGAAUGUGAAAUGUUUAAAAAUAUCAGUUAAAAUCAAUCGGUUCUUCAUUCUGGCAAACCCCAUCGUACAAAGGAGACCACUUCUGUAUUGCCGUUGCCACCCUUAUAUCAUCUCCAGUGAUGUUGCAACCACAGUGACAACUGUGUUACAGCUGCAAUAGACCUUGCAGAAGUGUGUUAGAGGGAAGCAAGCUAACAUUAAGUGCCAUAGCCCAUGCAUCAGAAGCUGGAAACCUUUUAUCAGCCCCUCAGCUGAAUGCAGAACUGACACAGCAGCUCAGUAAGGGAGAUGUCACAAUGGUGUGAACAAACAUGAAGGAUGGUGUUAUAUGAAAUAUGGAUGAUCAUUAACAAGACAGAAUGAAUGGUCAAGACUGGAAAGCUAACAUACGGAGGCCAAGGGCAGGUGGGGAUGAAAGGCAACUUACAAUUGUCACUGGUUAUAUAGACAAAAAAUCAGCUGGACUGAAUUAUAAUACUUGUGAUGGGUGCCACUAAAAGGUAUGUUAGUAAAGUAGGGAAAAUAUCAGUCAAAUAACCUGAUUGUGUAGUAAUUUUUAAAGAUGAUAUGUCCUGAAUCUGUCUGAUAUCACUGACAGUUUAUCUGCCUCAUUAGAGCUAUACUGCAUGUUUAGGAUUCAAGUUUUGUGCAUUAAUCCAAAAUGUAGCUGAAUGUCAACAAAUGUAAUAUAAUAUCAUGACGUUCACGUUUAAUGUACUUUUCUGUAUAAAAUUUUAUGUUCAAGUCAAACAAA